Messenger RNA from Blepharisma stoltei, 210 nucleotides. The record is from the annotation of a GenBank genome assembly. NCBI's taxonomy places the organism in Eukaryota, Ciliophora, Heterotrichea, Heterotrichida, Blepharismidae.
AUGAGUGCUUAUAGCUCUAAUUCUGUUGCAUGACUUAAAAUUUAUAUACAAAACUGGUUUGGCCAAAAAUGGAUAAUCGCUGUUCGGGCUAUCAGACUAGAUCCACCUAGCAUAAGAAUUAAUUCCAUAGUUAGAGAUACCUCUUUACCUUUUGCUGAUACCAAUAGACAAAAAAAAACUUGUCUAGCCCAUCUUGAAGAGGAAACUUAG